AUGAAAGGAAGACAUCAAUUUAAAAGAAGGUUUAGUCUUCAACCUUCUUUUACAAAAGAUGAUUCGAAUGAAGAAAAAUCACCUCGUUUACACGGACGACGAGCUGAUAAAAAUUUCGAAAGAGAAUUUUCGGAAACGAGUAGCGGAGGAAAUGGCGAACCCCUGGUCAAUAAUAUAAAAUAUAAAAUUGUCGUUAUGGGUCCUUCCCGUACUGGAAAAUCUUCCAUAAUACAACAAUUUCUUUACAAAACAUUUUCUCCUAAAUAUAAAAGAACGAUUGAAGAAAUGCAUCAUGGAGAUUUUGAAGUGAAUGGUAUACACAUAACACUUGAAAUAUUGGAUACAUCUGGAGAAAAUGAAUUUCCAGCAAUGAGAAAUCUUUCAAUAUCGAACGCUGAUGCAUUUAUAUUGGUUUAUGAUAUUUGUGAUUCUUCGACAUUUGAAAGUCUUCAAUCGAUAAGAAAUGAAAUUUUGGAUAUAAAAAAACCAUCAAACGUUCCCAUUGUCGUUGUUGGUAAUAAAUUGGAUCUCGAAGAGAAGAAAAGAGAGGUUGAUUUUAACACGACGGAAUCGGUGGUGACCGUAGAUUGGGAAAAUCGUUUCGUUGAAGCAUCUGCAAAAGACGGUACAAAUAUAUCGCAAAUAUUUAAAGAAUUAUUGAGUCAAGCAACGGGAAAAUAUAAUUUAAGUCCCGCGUUGAGAAAUAAACGAAGGCAAUCACUUCCGUCGUCAAACGGAAACGGAAGAGGUGACGGUGGUUCGGGUACUCAAAAUUCUUCUUCUGCUAUACCAUCAUUUAUACAACUUCAACAAUUGGAACAAAUAAGAGAAAAACAAACGUCAAAUGCAAAACGUAAUUCUUGUAUUUUAUCUUAA
Molecule: messenger RNA, 876 nt
Organism: Pediculus humanus corporis (human body louse)
Lineage: Eukaryota; Metazoa; Arthropoda; Insecta; Psocodea; Pediculidae
Product: GTP-binding protein, putative
Exons: 3
Coding region: 1-876 (291 amino acids)
Molecular function (GO): GTP binding; GTPase activity
Source: RefSeq, a predicted model, not a curated record